AUGGACUCGCAGCAGAUUCAGAAGUUUAUGGAGCUGACGGGCUCGGAUGUGGCCACGGCAACGCGGUACGUCCGGGAGUGUGGUGGCGUGGAGGAGGCAUGUAACACGUAUUUCGCCACUGAGCACGAUGCACCAGUGGAGUCGCCAGUGGAGCCACCUGUGGAGAGUCCUGCUAGUGCUGGUGCUGGUGCUGGUGCUGGUAGUAGUAGUGGGAACAACUCGCGGUUUAUGAGUUUCGCGGAUAUGGUCAGGUCGCAGGGGGACAAAGAGGAUGAGGAGGACCCUGACAGGCCCAGGAACACAUUUGCUGGCGGGGAAACCUCUGGGCUGGAGGUGACGGAUCCGAACGACGCGAAUGCGGUGAUCAAGGAUCUGCUUGAGAAGGCGAGGCGCAAUGGGGAACAAUUGGGCGAGUCCGGUUCGUCCCCUGCUCCUCCAAUGGCAACCUCGUCCUCAGGCCACCAGCAACACGAACAAGGCAGAGAGCAUCUGUUUACAGGGAAAGGGUAUAGGCUCGGUUCUGGAGUGGACGCAGCCAGUGCAAUUGUGGAGGACUCCACGGAGCAGCAACGGAAGAGACCAACGAAGGUCACUAGAGAGAUCACUUUCUGGAAGGAAGGGUUCCAAGUCGGGGAAGGUCCCCUGUUCCGGUACGACGAUCCUGCGAACAACUUCUACUUGAACGAAUUGAACCAGGGGAGGGCGCCGUUAAAGCUGUUGAACGUCGAAUUGGGACAAGAAGUUGAAGUAAACGUGUUCAAGAAGCUCGACGAAUCCUACAAGCCGCCCAAGAGGAAGCUUGGCGGGUUCCAAGGCCAUGGACAGAGACUUGGGUCGCCGAUCCCAGGUGAAUCGCAAUCCUCUGCGGCCCCUGAGGUGGCAUCGCCUCCAUCUGUGAAAGAAACCACGCCCUCAGAACCGGUGAAGGGGGACACAUCCGUGCAGAUACGGUAUGCGUCGGGCACCCGUGAGGUUCUACGGUGCUUUUCAUUGGACACCGUGCAGUCUCUGUACGACCAUGUCUUGGAACACACUCAGGACAGGUCGAAACAGUUCACGUUGAACCAUGCCUUCCCAGUGAAGCCCAUUACGGACAUGCAAUUGACGUUGAAGGAUGCAGACCUCGUCAACUCCGUUGUCGUGCAAAGGUGGGCGUAA
Messenger RNA from Huiozyma naganishii CBS 8797, 1158 nucleotides. RefSeq names its product protein phosphatase regulator SHP1 (gene SHP1). Gene Ontology annotation, molecular function: ubiquitin binding. The coding region runs from base 1 to 1158 and encodes 385 amino acids. Lineage: Eukaryota; Fungi; Ascomycota; Saccharomycetes; Saccharomycetales; Saccharomycetaceae. Gene Ontology annotation, biological process: Golgi organization; nuclear membrane reassembly; proteasome-mediated ubiquitin-dependent protein catabolic process. The record is from RefSeq and is a predicted model, not a curated record. Gene Ontology annotation, cellular component: cytosol; nucleus. The transcript has a single exon.